AGCACCGCGGCCAGGGAGCGAGCGUCAUCGUGCGCGUCUUUAACUUUGGUGCGUUGCUACAGUGGAGACUUGGUGACUUUUGCUUCAUUUUGGCUCCUUUUUCACUUUCUCAACUUCUGUUUCCAACUCGACUGAGUCCUUGGACGUGAGUGGCCCUGGUCCGACCUGACGAGCGGCAGAGAGACUGACACCAGAGCGGCCCUGAAACGAUCGCGACAUCUUUGUUAGCCAGCAGCCAUGUUGAUCGUCCUAGUCCUCAUCAUGCUCUUCCACGUGGCCGCGGCCGUCCUGCUCUUUGUUGCCACCAUACACAACGCAUGGUGGCUGGUGUCUCCACCAGGACGCGACGUGAUCUACUCUGACCUGUGGUACUCCUGCAACGCCACCUGUUACCCCGUGGAGAAGAGCCACACCCCUGACGCAGCCUACCUGCAGACCGUGCAGGCCACCAUGAUCCUGGCCACCAUUUUAUGCUGCGUCAGCUUCUUUCUCUUCAUCCUUCAGCUCUUCAGGCUUCAGCAAGGAGAGAGAUUCAUCUUCACGGCUAUUAUUCAGAUUUUGGCCUCCCUGUGCGUGAUGAUCGCGGCGUCCAUCUACACCACUCAGCACAAGUCCUUCCACGUGAGCAGUCUCCGCGAUGGCUCCUACGGCUCCUCCUACAUCUUGGCCUGGGUCAGCUUCCCCAUGACGCUCCUCAGCGGCGUCAUGUACCUGGUGCUCAGGAAACGCAAGUAGGCGCCGCUCGGCGUCGGCGCGCACGAGCGGGAACACUUGGACGCCGCUCAUCGGGGGAAACGUUGCUGUAUCGACGCCGUGACGUAGACAACAUGGCGGCCUCUGUUGUUUUCAUUUCAGACGCGUUCGACCUCGCUUUUUAGCGCCAGCUGUUGCGCCAAUUUGCAUUUCAGGUUGGGCACGUGUCAGCUAGAGAUCCUACUCCGCCAAAGUCCAGUUUGCAUUAAAGAUAUAAUAAUAAUAAUAAUAAUACCAGGGCGCUGUGUGUAGGGCCCCGCAAUCCCAUGUCAAAUGAAAAUGGGACAAAUUCCUAGCCCCUUCCUGCUAGGUCACUGAUAACAAUGUAAAGUCGUACCUCAACUUACCAGCUUAAUUGCAGCAAUCAGAGUCAAAAUCGAGUUUAUUUGCCAAGUAUGUUUACAUUUGACUUGUUUGUAAUGCUAACGACGCUAGUUUGAUUACAAUACGAUAGCACAUACAAAUAUGCACGAACACACUCCUAAAGAAGUCACACAUGGGACGCUUUAGCACAGGGGUCCCCAAACUACGGCCCACUAGCGUCGAAAAUCCGGCCCGACGGAAGUCGCAAAUUAAAAAAAAUAAAAUAUAUAUAUAUACAUUUUUUUUGUCUGUCCUUUCCAGC
Messenger RNA from Entelurus aequoreus (snake pipefish), 1378 nucleotides. RefSeq names its product epithelial membrane protein 2 (gene emp2). The transcript has 5 exons. Gene Ontology annotation, cellular component: plasma membrane. NCBI's taxonomy places the organism in Eukaryota, Metazoa, Chordata, Actinopteri, Syngnathiformes, Syngnathidae. The record is from RefSeq and is a predicted model, not a curated record. Bases 238 to 735 code for a protein of 165 amino acids.